Cydia strobilella is the source of this 1638-nucleotide messenger RNA. Its product is annotated as ribonuclease H1-like. The transcript has 2 exons. Lineage: Eukaryota; Metazoa; Arthropoda; Insecta; Lepidoptera; Tortricidae. The record is from RefSeq and is a predicted model, not a curated record. Gene Ontology annotation, biological process: DNA replication, removal of RNA primer. The coding region runs from base 105 to 674 and encodes 189 amino acids. Gene Ontology annotation, molecular function: RNA-DNA hybrid ribonuclease activity; nucleic acid binding.
UACUUCCUCGAAUCGAAUGUCGGGUAUUUCGAAGAACGCCGUCCAAGGACUUAUAUGCUUAUAUGUUGAAAUUUAAAACCGGAUUCCGGCGGUCGAAUUAGUGAAUGCGUAAUAAGUUAACUCAUUUCUCGAGAUCCACGUGCUUCAAAAUGUCGUACAACUCGAAUAAAAACUAUUAUGGAAAUAGUUCAAGGAAUAAUCAUGGCGGAUUUGAAAGAGACCAUGAAGGUUACACACAUGUUUAUACGGAUGGGGCGUGCUCAUCCAACGGCCAGCAAGGAGCUCGAGCUGGUUAUGGAGUCUACUGGGGAGACAACAACCGUUACAACAGGAGCCAGCCAGUCUCCGGCAGGGCCACGAACAACACCGCAGAAAUACAAGCGGCUACAGAAGCCAUGCGGACCGCACGCGAAAAUGGAAUUACCAGACUGGCCAUAAACACUGACUCGAAGUUUCUCAUGGAUUCGGCUACUAAAUGGAUGCCUGGUUGGCAAGAUAACGGAUGGAUGACUGCAUCUGGAGAGCCCGUGAAGAAUCAAGCUGACUUCAAAGAGAUGGUUCGGGCCCAGGGAAAUCUUGACGUUAAAUGGAACUAUGUCAAGGCUCAUGACGGAAGUCAUGGCAAUGAGAUGGCUGACAGGCUUGCUAAGGAGGGUGCUGCUAAAUAUAAGUAACUAAUGUUACACACUAUUCUUGCUUUUAUCUCUGUAUGGAGACUACUUAUUAUAUCUAGAAUGUUGAUUUAAGCGGAGAUUUAUUCUCAUAGAGAGACUAAUUGUAAGUGUUGAUUUAAGUAUAAAGAACUAAAAAACUGUGGUCUAUGUACCACCAAUAUUGUUUGUUUCACAUUUUUUAUCUUUAUAUUGUAUCGGCCAAUGUGCCUUAGUUAUCUGCCCUGCCUGCUAUGUAGUUUUGUCUUGAUUAUUUAAUUAAUCACUGAGCUUAUCAAUACUUACCUUAUAAUUGCUGAUUUGCAAAUCUUCCUCAAUACCAUUACUAACAUGAACAGAACUGUCAUAUUUAAAAGCUUAUAGAGACUUGCAGUUCAACCAUUUAGGGUUAAUUCAAUAUCAGGUGCGUGUUAGCUGAUUUCCAAGGAAAUAUCCGCGGCAGAAUGUGGAGAUUUGCCUUGCUCAAGGCAAACACACGCAUGGGUACAAUGCCUCGAGCGAGGCUUGUCUGCAAAGACCAAGCUGCUUUUCACAGCAAAUUAUUGGCGAGGAAGCGUGAUCUGAGCGAACCUGCCUGGAGGAGGAAUUUUAUUAUGGUUGGAUUAGUAUGUAUAGGCUCUUAGUUUAUGUCACAUAUGAUGUCUUUUGUCAAUAUGCAUCAAAUAAAACAACCAAAAAUUGUACCAAUUAUAGAUGGUAGUGGUAGGGACCCAUGUUUAGGGCAGGCAGUAAGAGGUUUUCUGAUUAGAUGAUUCUUUUUUGAUGUCUCUAUUAAUUAUAUAAUUAGUGAAACUAGUGAUAGUUAAAUUUUGAUUACUUUUCUAUGUGAUUGUUAUAUUCUUUUGUAUUUGUUAUUAUGAUUAAAAUGUUUAAAAACUGUGGGUAAUCGUAAAAUCAGUGUUUUUUGUAUGUACAACUGAUACCUUACUCCUCUAUUUUUAUAAUAAAUAAACAAUGUUAUAAAACA